AUGGCGUCGCUGCCAUCAUCUGCGUCCCACGACCACCGUCCCAGCCGGUCUCGUCCUCGCAACGUCCAGCUUGUUCGGAGUACAAGCCACGAUCAACCCAAGACCGCCGACCUCAAUCGACCACUUCCCCCGCCUCCCGUCACCGCUACCGCCGAGACAUUCGAGAUCCCUACACUGCGUCGAAAACCCCUCCCCGAUUCACCAGAUUCUGGCACAGCAAAGCUCAACCACAGUCGCUCCUUCAGUCACCCGUUCCCGUCCAUCUUCGGUUCCAAAAAGUCGGAGAAAAAGAGCAAGCAUGGCAUCGAUUUGGAUGGAACACGCGAGACUCGGCACGAAGAAGGAAACAUGAAGCAGCUGCCAGCUGAUGCCUCUCUACCACGGGGUGACCGCCAGCCGGUCACGGGGAAGUGUAUGACCUGCGAUUCGACCGUCCGGUGGCCGCAAGGGCUUAAAGUAUUCCGAUGUACGACGUGCCUGACCAUCAAUGAUCUUGAAUACAACUCGGAGACCAAAGAUGAUGGCCAAGUAUCGGCAGCUAGGCCCUCGUUACAGCGCAAAAUCGUAUCUCUAUCGGUUGAGAGGACGAGAGCACUGCUUGAUCGCUGUCUCAGGCAGUAUCUCGAAUCUCGUAUUGAGCACGACGAACUUUCUACCCCUCCUCACCCAAUUCCAAUCGAGAAUCACUCGCCAGCCGAAGACUCGUUUCUCUUGGACGGAACACCACCAGAAGGCGUUUUGUAUGGACAGCUCAAUGCCGAACAGGACUCCCCACCGCCAUCGCCACGCCCAGGUAUGAAACCACGAAGCCCUUCAGAGGUCUCUAAUCUGUCUCCUCGUCACGCCAUCCGCCAUGGCGGGCCAUCCAUUGUUCAAGGUCACCCCGUUGAUCCUUUCAACUCGUCCGCGUCGACCCACAACAGGGCCCAGGACGCUAGAGGACGACAAACUGCAGAGCUUGCACAGCCUUCAACCACGUUAUCCGGCCCCAGAUCGGACGUUUUUCGUCUGGUUGAAAACUACAUUGCUGGCUGUUUUGUUGGAUGUGCCACGUUAAAUCAGUCUUUUCUUACCCCCCGGCCACCUCAAGAACCUAAACCUAGGUCUGCUUCAGGGACACAACAGAGACGACAGUUGUCCGAACCAGCUUCAACUCCGGUAAUCGAGCCUGACGUCUUCUUAUCUGAGCUUGAUGCAAAAACCCUGCUACUUGGCGACGUUGCGGAGAACGGGUCAUGGUGGUUAGGGGCUCCUAAUGGGCGUGUGGGUACGUCGGGGAAAGAUCCUCAUCACCAGCGAGACAGGUCGCCAGAGAAGACUCGCAGUUCUGCAAGUGCGAGAAAUCCUAGGAUCAAUUGGCUCGAACUUGCUGAAUGGUACCGCCUAGUGAUAUACGCAGGCGAUCUUUGGGAACAACGGUGGCACGAAUUGAGGCCUAAAUUGACAGAUCGAAAGGCACAACAGUGUUGGUACUCCACCUCUUUAGAGAGUAUUCAGCGAGACAUCAUCGAGUCUCGAAUACACCUACAGCGGAGCUUGCUGAAGAUUACGGAGAACCUCUUGAAACGGCCCAGGCAACCGUUGAAGCAUCCCGAUGAUUGUCGGUUCUUGUUGAUACUUCUAGCGAACCCGUUAUUGACACCAGCGAGGCUUGAGACAGGCAAGAUGUUUGGGGUUACAAUACCUCACCCGCCCAUCCCCGGGGGAAAACAGAUUGAUGACAGAGCUCGUGACUCGCCUUCAAAACGUGUUCCAAGCAGUGGUAGGCGACCAGGAAGUCUCGGCCACCACUCGGGUAUAAUCAAGCGGAUACUAGGCCUGUUGGCCAAUCUCUCGAACGAAAUCCACCAGUAUCUAGUUUCAUGGUUUUCUAGGUACUCUGAUGGCCACUUCCAAAGGACGGUGGAAAUGGUGGGCAGCUUCGUGAGUUACCGACUCUCCCGACAACAGAAGACCCCGGCCCACGAACUCAUCAAUCCCACAGAGGGGCUCGUUCCUAGCUUCUCUGACUCUGGGAUGCAUCAUGCUUCUCAAAUCCACGCCGCGCUAGGAGGCAGACCUUCUUCCACUUCAGCAGGCAAGUCUGACGGAAAGCCCAAGCUGUCUUCGUACGGUGAAGACUGGCAAAUCCGCGUGGCCGCACGAGUUAUGGCUUUGCUGUUCCAUGCGAAUGUGGGCCACACCGCGCGAAAGAGGGAUGCUUUUGCGGCGCACGAGCAGAGGUUGCAGAAUCCAGGUCUCAAUGCUAAGUACCACGCAUACUCUCACGGCCAGAUAAUACCAAUCAGCAACUUCUACAAUACGAUGCUGGACUAUGCAGACCUUGUGGCCGACUUCGAAACAUGGGAGACAACCAAGACAAAGUUUACCUUCUGCCAAUAUCCCUUUUUCCUUAGCAUAUAUGCUAAAAUCCAUAUCCUCGAGCACGAUGCUAGAAGACAGAUGGAGAUCAAAGCAAGAGAAGCCUUUUUUGACAGCAUCCUCAGCCGCAAAGCGGUCAGUCAGUAUCUCAUACUGAAAGUUCGGCGAGACUGCUUGGUCGAGGAUAGUCUCCGUAGCGUUUCUGAGGUGGUCGGAUCUGGCGGUAGUGAUAUCAAGAAAGGCCUGCGCAUCGAUUUUCAGGGCGAAGAAGGGGUUGAUGCAGGCGGUCUUCGGAAGGAAUGGUUCUUGUUGCUGGUGAGAGAGAUAUUUGAUCCUCAUCACGGACUGUUCGUUUACGAUGACGAUUCUCAUUACUGCUAUUUUAACCCAUUUUGCUUCGAAUCAUCCGAGCAGUUCUUCUUGGUUGGGGUUCUGGUCGGACUGGCCAUUUACAACUCGACAAUUUUGGAUGUGGCGUUCCCUCCAUUUGUCUUCAAGAAGAUGUUGGCUUCAGCGCCGUCGACCAGCGACAAGUUGUCAUCAGUUCCCAAAGUCGGCCAUGGGUUCACCCUCGAGGACUUGGCUGAGUUUCGGCCUGCUCUGGCGCGAGGCUUCAGGCAGCUGCUUGAGUUUGAGGGCGAUGUGGAGGAGACGUUCUGUCGCGACUUUGUAGCUGAAAUGGACCGCUAUGGAGACGUUAUCCAGGUUCCGCUGUGUCCUGGCGGUGAGAAACGAGCGGUGACCAACUCGAACCGUCGAGAAUUUGUCGACCUCUACAUCCAUUAUCUCCUCGACACAGCUGUGGCGAGGCAAUAUGAACCGUUUAAACGCGGCUUCUUCACUGUCUGUGGAGGCAAUGCGCUGUCCCUGUUCCGACCCGAAGAGAUCGAGCUUCUCGUGCGAGGCUCUGAUGAACCACUUGACAUCGCUAGCUUGCGCGCCGUCGCGACAUACGAAGGCUGGCCCAAGCAGGAAGGACCGCCCGAACAGCAGCCCCAAGUUGUCUGGUUCUGGGAGUUUUUCGCACGCGUAUCACCUAUGGAUCAGCGGAAGAUCCUCAGCUUUAUCACGGCUAGCGAUCGGAUUCCGGCCAUGGGUGCCACCAACCUGGUGAUCCGCAUCCAGUUGAUUCGUGCCAAGGAGGAAAUGGACGAACUUGGAAGGCCAACGAAUGACCCGGUGGAGAGAUUCCCUAUUGCGAGAACAUGCUUUAAUACCCUGAGUCUGUAUCGAUAUGCAUCGAGAGAGAAGUUGGAGGAGAAACUCUGGAUGGCUGUGCAGGGGAGCGAAGGAUUUGGGUUGAAAUAG
This is a messenger RNA of Fonsecaea multimorphosa CBS 102226, 3669 nucleotides long. RefSeq lists its product as uncharacterized. The transcript has a single exon. Lineage: Eukaryota; Fungi; Ascomycota; Eurotiomycetes; Chaetothyriales; Herpotrichiellaceae. Gene Ontology annotation, biological process: protein polyubiquitination. The coding region runs from base 1 to 3669 and encodes 1222 amino acids. Gene Ontology annotation, molecular function: ubiquitin protein ligase activity. The record is from RefSeq and is a predicted model, not a curated record.